GGCAUGUCUACAGCAAACUGGCCGGAGGAUGUUCGCGUGAAAAUCGAGACCGCACAGAAAUUGAAGGAUCAGGGCGACCAAGCAUUCAAGGCGGGAGAUGCGAGAGGAGCACUGGUACACUAUCAUCAGUCCCUCAUGUACGUGAAAGGUAUCAGCAGAAAUACCACCGAUGCCAUGUCCGGCGGGGCCAAUGACGGAACGAGACCCAAGACCGAGGUAGAUGAAUUCGAGGAGAAGAUCUACGCCAAUAUGUCUGCAUGUCACCUAAAAACUGAGAAUUGGAGACGAGCGGUUGAGACCGCCGAUCAGGCCCUCAAGAAGAACCCUGACAACUGGAAGGCCAUGUUCCGGAAAGGAAAGGCGCUGGGAUUGCAAGGCUACUACGAGAAGGCUACAGCUAUCCUGGAGGAUCUGGCGAAAAAGAAUCCAGCGGAUGAGCCGGCGGUGUCUGCGGAGCUCAAGCGUAUCCGCGCGCUCGAUAAGGAGGCUGAGAAGAAACACAACCAGAAGAUGAAAGGGUGGCUGUCGCGUGACAAAGGUGAAAACUGGUUGCUCGGAAAUCAGGCGUCAUCUAGCACUGAGGAUGAGGAGAUGGAGGAGAUCAAGUCUCCUGCCAUCCAGGCAGCUGGGUUGUAGGGCCCGGGAAAGGCUGGGCUGGCCACAUAGUCCUAUUUUUCUUGGCAGAUUUUCACCUUCGACGUUCCCACUCGAGCUCAUUUUUUCUACUCGCAUUUUCUCUUCGUUAUUUCACCGCAUACUCCAUUAACUUUGUACCUGUAUACAUUGCCGUGAGCCACAGAUUCAC
Molecule: messenger RNA, 805 nt
Organism: Punctularia strigosozonata HHB-11173 SS5
Lineage: Eukaryota; Fungi; Basidiomycota; Agaricomycetes; Corticiales; Punctulariaceae
Product: TPR-like protein
Exons: 8
Coding region: 4-636 (210 amino acids)
Molecular function (GO): protein binding
Source: RefSeq, a predicted model, not a curated record